AGAGUGGUGGGAAGUGGAGCGAAAGUGAUGAACAUGCAUGCUCGUGGCUCCCAUUCUCGCCGGGCAGCCUGAGCCUGAGCCUGGGCUUCAUCGUGCCGCCCUGGAAUGCCCUCUCUCCCUCUUCCUUCUUCCUCUCCGCCUCCUCGUCUUCGUCCUGGAUCGAGACCGACGACAGCGAGUGGCUGUGGCAUUUCACACACCCUCUCUUGGCCCCCCUCUUCUCGCCCGCUCGCCGCUGCCGUCCGGCAUUUGCGCCAAUCCGACCUCCGUUCCAAGGCGCAGCCAUUCCCUUGCAGCCAGUCCCUUCCGGCUUAUUUUUGUCUUUUUUGCUCCAGAAACAGCAACAACGCACGCCUAAACUCCAGCGCCUGUGGCAGUGUCAUCAGCGGCGUCUGGUUAUCGACCGCUCCCACAGUCCUUAUUUCUUUGCCAUUCCCCCCCCUCCCGUCUGCGACAGCUCUUUUCCGCGAUCUUUUUCGAUCCCUCCGAUCCUUGAUUUCCCAUCUAUUAUUUCCUGCAGUUCUUUUUUUGGUCGACAUCGACGAGGUGGUUGCGCUCGGAUUUCAGCUCUUCAAUCUCGACCCCGCGACGGCGCUGGUCCAGCCCCUGAGCAACCUCUUUAGCACCGCCGGCCCUGGAACUACCUAUUAUUGCACCUGGCUCCUUUCCAGCCGGUGCCGAGACACGAUCAAAGGAAAAAUACACGACGAAAAACUCAACUGAGACAGAAACCUGGCUUGAUUCCCGGUCCCGAAUCAUCAUCACCGUGACUCCAUCUUCGUCAUUCCAUUCUCGCCUCUUCAUCUUCCAGCUCUCACUCUCAUUCCCGGAACACCGCUAAGCGGGCACCGGGCAUCGGGCUUCGUGCACACACCACCCACCACCUUGGACGACACCACCAACACGACACUCUACGCUACCAUACGCUACCGACACUA
Ilyonectria robusta is the source of this 938-nucleotide messenger RNA. RefSeq lists its product as uncharacterized. The record is from RefSeq and is a predicted model, not a curated record. The coding region runs from base 106 to 723 and encodes 205 amino acids. Lineage: Eukaryota; Fungi; Ascomycota; Sordariomycetes; Hypocreales; Nectriaceae. The transcript has a single exon.